Knipowitschia caucasica is the source of this 525-nucleotide messenger RNA. Lineage: Eukaryota; Metazoa; Chordata; Actinopteri; Gobiiformes; Gobiidae. The record is from the annotation of a GenBank genome assembly.
AUGCAGCCUGAGUCCUGCACCGUGUGGCCUUGGUUCUAUAGCCCGUUCUAUAGCCCGUUCUAUAGCCCGUUCUACAGCCCGUUCUAUAGCCCGUUCUACAACCCGUUCUAUAGCCCGUUCUACAGCCCGUUCUACAGCCCGUUCUACAACCCGUUCUACAACCCGUUCUACAGCCCGCUCUAUAGCCCGUUCUACAACCCGUUCUACAGCCCGUUCUACAGCCCGUUCUACAGCCCGUUCUAUAGCCCCCCGUUCUAUAGCCCGUUCUAUAGCCCGUUCUACAGCCCGUUCUACAGCCCGUUCUACAGCCCGAUCUAUAGCCCGUUCUAUAGCCCGUUCUAUAGCCCGUUCUAUAGCCCGUUCUACAGCCCGUUCUACAACCCGUUCUAUAGCCCGUUCUACAGCCCGUUCUACAGCCCGUUCUACAACCCGUUCUACAGCCCGUUCUAUAGCCCGUUCUAUAGCCCGUUCUAUAGCCCGUUCUAUAGCCCGUUCUACACGCCCGUUCUACAACCCGUUCUAUAG